GGCUGGUUACUGUAGUCUAGUGACGAACCCAUCCGAUAUUUUUUCUUAUUUCACAAGAUCCAACCAUUUUUUUGGGUUCUGAAUUGUAGGCUUUUCGUUUGCCACCAAAUAAUUCGUCGAUUUUAUCUUUCACUUGAAUCUUUGAGAAGCACAGAAAUGGCGGCUUUGAACGUCUUAUCCCCGCCUCAUCCACAGACUCCCUCUUUCCCAUUUCUUAAUCUUAACAAUUCUUUCUGUAAUGGCGUUUCCAAUUGUAAAUUCCGUUUUCUUUCUUAUUCUAACCGCUUCACUCUUCAUUCUUCUCCACUGGCUAUGCACUUCUCAAAAUCUGGGACUUCUGCUGGCAGUGGGUGUUCGUGGAUGCAAGAAAGUUUGACGUGUCACAAUGCUUCUGCCGGCAAUGAGAGGCAGCGGGGCCAUCUAUAUUCGGUGUUUCCGGCAAAAGCUGCAGAAGUUUCCUCUGUGCAGGACCUUUAUGAUUUUAUAUGCUCAGGUCCUCUACUCAACAGAGUGGGUUUGACGCCGGAUUCAAUAGCCGAGUCCAUUGACAAGUGGUUAGCAUAUGGCUCGCACCUUUGUCGACUGUUUCAGCUCAACGAAUUGUACCUCAAUUUUAAUCAGAAAGUUAGGUUUUAUCACUACUAUAUACCAGUGUUUAUGUGGUGUGAAGACCAGAUUUCCCAACACAGAUCCGGGUAUAAAGAGGGAGAAGAUAUCCCUCCUCUUGUGAUCGGUUUCAGUGCUCCGCAAGGCUGUGGAAAGACUACACUCGUCUUUGCUCUGGAUUAUCUUUUUCGCGUUACUGGCAGGAAGUCUGCUACAGUGUCCAUUGAUGACUUCUAUUUGACUGCACAGGGCCAGGCUAAACUGAGGGAGCAAAAUCCUGGUAAUGCACUUUUGGAGUACCGUGGAAAUGCUGGCAGCCAUGAUCUUCCUUUCUCUGUUGAAACCUUGAUAGCUCUAAACAAAUUGACUAAAGAGGGUGUGAAGAUGAAGCUGCCCAGAUAUGAUAAGUCCGCUUAUAGUGGGAAGGGUGACAGAGCUGACUCUAAAACGUGGCCUGAGGUUGAGGGGCCGCUUGUGGCUGUCCUGUUUGAAGGUUGGAUGCUUGGCUUCAAACCACUUCCAGUGGAAGUUGUCACGGCUGUUGAUCCUCAGCUGGAGACCGUGAACAAAAAUCUUGAAGCUUAUUACGAUGCAUGGGACAAGUUCAUAAAGGCGUGGAUAGUUAUAAAGAUUAAGGAUCCUACUUGUGUAUACCAGUGGCGUUUGCAGGCAGAGAUUGCUAUGAGAGAAGCAGGCAAACCUGGGAUGUCUGAUGAAGAGGUGAAAGAUUUUGUUUCGCGGUACCUUCCUGCAUACAAUGCUUACCUUCCCACUCUUUACUCUGAAGGACCAAAUGGAUCAGAUCCAGAUCAUCUACUCGUGAUCGAAAUUGAUGAAGGGAGAAACCCCAUCCUUGCCAACUAAUAAGUGACUGAUAACUUCAACUUGAGGCUGCAGUGGAGCCAAUUUUGAUUUUCUACAGAUGAACUUUGCAGGAGAGCCUGAUAUUAAAGUAGGUAAUUUUAUAGAUCCUAGUUACUAUUCCUGAUUGAAAAAUAUACCCCGUAUUCAAGCAAUACUUUUAAGUCUCCUCUAGCAGUAGUUGAUAAUGGCAUUUUGUUCUCCGCAAUCAUAGAAAGUUCAAAGGAGGGGGUAAGAAGAGUCUAGGGUCUAUAUUGUUAUCGGAAGGAUCAAAUUUUCCUGUUGAAGUAUUCAGAGUGGGGAAAAAUCUUUGUAAAUGUACUGUACAAUAAGAGGUAUUAACGAUGGAUUUUUCCCCCCCCCCCCCUUCUUAUUCAUGUAUUCUUUGUUGUAAAAGAAAUAACACUGAUUCACAUCUUCUUAUCUCA
Messenger RNA from Morus notabilis, 1895 nucleotides. Its product is annotated as D-glycerate 3-kinase, chloroplastic. NCBI's taxonomy places the organism in Eukaryota, Viridiplantae, Streptophyta, Magnoliopsida, Rosales, Moraceae. Gene Ontology annotation, biological process: photorespiration. The record is from RefSeq and is a predicted model, not a curated record. Gene Ontology annotation, cellular component: cytoplasm. The coding region runs from base 157 to 1470 and encodes 437 amino acids. The transcript is spliced from 12 exons.